Coccinella septempunctata (seven-spotted ladybird) is the source of this 2254-nucleotide messenger RNA. RefSeq lists its product as uncharacterized. Gene Ontology annotation, molecular function: ubiquitin protein ligase activity; ubiquitin conjugating enzyme binding; zinc ion binding. The coding region runs from base 243 to 1751 and encodes 502 amino acids. Gene Ontology annotation, cellular component: cytoplasm. Gene Ontology annotation, biological process: proteasome-mediated ubiquitin-dependent protein catabolic process; multicellular organism development. The transcript has a single exon. Lineage: Eukaryota; Metazoa; Arthropoda; Insecta; Coleoptera; Coccinellidae. The record is from RefSeq and is a predicted model, not a curated record.
CCAGGGAAUGCUGUUAUCUCUCUUUUCUACCACCCCCCUCUCUCUCGUGGGUAUUCCUCGAUGCGGUGAACGGGAAAACCACGUGAAGGCCUGUCCAUGUAUUAUCAUUGAACUAAAGAACAUUAGUUCAAUGUGUAUUAUUAGGUCUAUGCGUAGAUAGAGACCCAUAGCAAAGAGGAACUCCUCUUUGCCCAUAGAACCUCUAUCUAGGGGUCUAUGGGUUUACCAUUUACCUCAAAAAGAUGGCGUCUUCGAGCAGUUGUGUGUUGCCUGUUGGUAUCAAUAUGGAAAAAAUGCAGCAAAUUUCGAAACUAGUGAAUGGUGAUGAUAAUCCAUUUAAGUGCGCUGUUUGUAAGCAUUAUUUGUCAAUAUCACCCAUUGUGCACAAUGAUGUUUUGGGUAGCAUUUGCGGACGAGACCUCUGUAAGAAGUUGGCAGCUUCGCAAGGUACAAAUUAUCGACAAAGUGCCUAUGAGGGGUUAGCAAAAGUUUUUGAAUUUCCAUGUAUGUACGAAGAAAGUGGAUGCAAGGAAGUACUUCCAUGGAAUGAAAUAGGAGAACACGAAUUAAUUUGUGAAUUCAUGAAAUUAUGUUGUCCCUUUUCGACCGACCAAUUUGAAGAUGAAGAAAAAAUAUGUACAUGGGAAGGAAACACAUCUGAAAUCUUAGGUCAUAUGGAAGAAGUUCACUCGCCACAUAGGUUCGAAAAUUAUGUACAGAUCAGUAUUGAGCAAGAUAUGAAGAGAAAUAAAUUAUUGUUUUCAAGGAUUCAAGAUAGUAUUGUGAUACUUUUGGUAAUUGUGGGUGCAGAAUCUGAGACUUAUUGGAAAGCAUGGACAGGUCCAGAAAUUUGGAAAAACUUUAAUUAUAAAAUUGAAAUUUCUUCAGAAAAAGGACAAAGCUUGACUGUAUCAAAAUUCCAGAAGGCUGAACUCUUACACCCUACUUUCUUCAAAAGUAAAAUUGAUAACAGCUGGUUCAAAAUCAAUGUUGAUUCUAUAAAAAAUUUGUUUGAUUCUCCUUACUUUUUGACCACUAAGUUUUAUGUGAAGGGAUUUUUAAUUGGUUCCCCAGAGAAUCUUUCUUGUCACGACAUAAAUUCAUUAUUGCCAAUGCCAACUAUAACAUGCCGUAAUCAUAAUUGUGAAAAUCAAGCAGAAAAAUUCAUUUAUGUUUGUAGAAGUAAUAAAGACCACAAAUUUUGUAAUAAAUGUGGCAGUGUUAAAUGUCCUUUCUGCAAUGCGAGACAUGUAUUUUCUGGUUUGGUUCGAACGACAAUGAAAGUACUUUUCAAGGUAUCAUUUGAAUUUUGCAUAUUGUGUAAAGAAAAUGUUCAAUGCCUAUCUGCCCAUUUGAGUAAUUGUCACAAUGAGUUUAUUUUCAACCUUGGUGAAUAUAAUAAUUUCAGGUUGAAAUAUCACUUUUUCUCUUUUGAUGAUCAUAUCUUCCUUUUAUCAAAAAAAAUCGAAGAAAAUCGCGAUCGUACAUUCUCAGUGAUCUGUUUAGGAUUCCAUACUGUUACAUAUAAAUACGAACUCAAGCUGGUGACCACCAAACCUUCAUAUUCUGCAAUUACAUUCACUAACUUUUGCUAUGCUGGAUUAAUUAAUUAUUUGAAUUAUACUAUUGGGGAAAAUUAUAAUAGUUGCAUAUAUGAAACUUUAAUACCUGAAACUUUGUAUAAUUCGAUUUUUCCUUUUGGUGAUAAUGAGGAUAACAUCAAGUUCAAAUUGAAUAUCUUCAAAAUUUGAAACAUUUGAGUUUUGGAUUGAUUUUUUUUUAUUUAGAAGUUUACUUUUGUUUCUGAUUACCUAGUACCUUAGAAGAUUUCUUGUAGUGAAUAAUUUUGCAAUACAGUUCAUGUUUUCCAAAUGCACUGUUUUAGGAACCCAUACUGUUAAGUAUAAAUAAAGAACUCAAGUUGGUGAGCACCAAACCUUAACAUUUACUUACUUUUGCUAUUCUGAAAUUAAUGCUUUGAAGUAUAUUAUUCGGGAAAAUUUGAAUGGUUUCAUAUGUGAAACAUUAAUACCUUUGAACUUGUAUACCUUAAAUUUUCCUUAUGUUGGUAAUAAAGAUUACAUUGAGAUCAAAUUGAAUAUCUCCAAUAUUUGAGUUUUGAUUGUUUUUUUUUUAUUCAGAAGUUUACUUAUGUUUAGUGUCUUAGAAGAUUUCUUGUGUUGAAUAAAGAUGCACUACUGUUUAUGUUUUUAAAAUGUUUAAUAAAAUGUGUUAUCAUUCAAGAAAAUCAUCA